Molecule: messenger RNA, 991 nt
Organism: Emericellopsis atlantica
Lineage: Eukaryota; Fungi; Ascomycota; Sordariomycetes; Hypocreales; Bionectriaceae
Product: dihydrofolate reductase-like domain-containing protein
Exons: 3
Coding region: 310-912 (200 amino acids)
Biological process (GO): tetrahydrofolate biosynthetic process; folic acid metabolic process; dihydrofolate metabolic process
Cellular component (GO): mitochondrion
Molecular function (GO): dihydrofolate reductase activity; NADP binding
Source: RefSeq, a predicted model, not a curated record
AGCGACCGGUUCAAUCAUGUCUAUGAAUAUCUGGGUGUGCCGUACCAGGAUGUGGCGCUGCUGCCACCGUCCAAGUUGUAGUUUUUGCUUGCGCUUGAAACCUCAAGGCGCAGCAAACGUGAUGGAACAAAUUGGUUUGAUCAUUGAUAAGAAGCGAAUUGAUUGCGAUUUGUCUCUUGUCAUGUAGACCGCCAUAAAUAUACAGCGUUUGCCGCUCUAGACUAGGAGACCCCAAGCCGCUCCACCCAAGACCUCCAACCUUUGCCAACGUCUUCACCCAAGUUGUCCCAACCCAUCCUCAACCACGCCAUGGCGCCCCUCGAACUCACACUGAUCGUCGCUGCGACGCGUCAAAUGGGCAUCGGCCUCAAUGGCACGAUGCCCUGGACCGGUCUGCGCAAGGAGAUGGCCUAUUUCCGACGCGUCACAACGCGCACUCACGCAUCAUCCGGGUCGCCGCUCAAUGCCGUCAUCAUGGGACGCAAGACCUGGGACUCCAUCCCGUCUCAGUUCCGGCCUCUCAAGGAUCGGCUCAAUAUUGUCAUCACGAGGUCGGCACCCGCACAGCCCCCCCGCGACGUCCUCGCCACAGAGCCCGUCAGGGUAUCGACCUUGGACCAGGCGCUGGCGUAUGCGCGCGGGCACGACAUUGCUAGGGUGUUUGUCAUUGGUGGCGCCCAGAUCUACGACAUGGCGGCGCAGAAGGCGAAGCGCGUGCUGCUAACGAGGAUCGAGAGGGACUUUGAAUGCGACACGUUCUUCCCUAUCAAGCUCGAGGGUACGCAGAGCGCGGGGUGGGCUAAGAAAAGCCGAGACGACUUGAGAGCAUGGACGGGAGAGGAUGUCGAGGAGGAUGGGCAGGUAGAAAACGACACCAAGUACCACUUUGAGAUGUGGGAGCGAGAGGAGUAGGCAGUACGCAGUGUACGGUACGAUACGGUACGAUCUGCCUAUCCAACCAACCCAUGCCUGUGAAGAAGCCACGAUAAUG